Molecule: messenger RNA, 573 nt
Organism: Ambispora gerdemannii
Lineage: Eukaryota; Fungi; Glomeromycota; Glomeromycetes; Archaeosporales; Ambisporaceae
Source: the annotation of a GenBank genome assembly
AUGAAUAAACAUCGACGGUUUACAAAACUUCCCGAUGCAAGCGAUGCCUCACUGGAAAGCCCUUCUAUACCAAUGACGGCAAUAACAUCUUCAAGUCAGACAAGCAUGCGAAAUGAAACGGCUGGUGAGUUGCAGUCUCAUAUUGUUCAUUUGUCGCAUACACGAAGAGGCUCUGUGCCGGGCAUUGACUUAGAAGAAGACUGGCCGCUUACUGAAAUUCCUCAAGAACUAAGAGAACCUGAAGCUGAUAACGAUGACAACGCGGCCAGUAAUACAGAGGCAAAUUCCAUGCGAAAUGAUUGGAAGCGAGAACUGUUUCUUUUAUUAGAAGAUCCGUCGUCAAGCCGCCAUGCUUUUCAUGUGAACGUGUUUGUUUCGUUUUGCAUUGUUCUUAGUGCUGUUUUGACAACCAUUGAAACGAUACCUACCUUUAGAUCGACAGAUAGCUCAGUAUGGUUCAAUUUCGAAACGACAAUAGUUGUAAUAUUUACCAUUGAAUAUAUAUUACGUGUGGUGGCACAUUCUGAUAGCUCGCGACAAUUAUUCAAACAUGUCACUGGUAAAGAUCUUUAA